Molecule: messenger RNA, 891 nt
Organism: Gloeophyllum trabeum ATCC 11539
Lineage: Eukaryota; Fungi; Basidiomycota; Agaricomycetes; Gloeophyllales; Gloeophyllaceae
Exons: 6
Coding region: 1-891 (296 amino acids)
Biological process (GO): ubiquinone biosynthetic process
Cellular component (GO): membrane
Molecular function (GO): transferase activity, transferring alkyl or aryl (other than methyl) groups
Source: RefSeq, a predicted model, not a curated record
AUGCUGCGAGCAUACUGGGAAUUGACGAGACUUCAUCGGUUUCCAGGUGGUACUAUACUCACGUUCUGGCCUAUCAGUGAGUUCAGUAAUACUCGUGCUCUUGAAGUCUUACCGAAAACACAUAACGUGGGUACAGCAGCCUUCUUCAUAGGGAACACCGUCCGACAUAGCGCAGCAUGCAUCUGGAAUGAUAUAUGCGAUAAAGAUUUCGACCGACAAGUCGUCUCCAUCUUCGGAGCCACCGUGCUGUUUAUUGCGCUGGAAUUGUUCUGUUGUAUGAACAUGUUGUUUGCUGGUUAUCCUGCUUCAAUACUUGGAAUCUUCGGCCUGCUUGUCCUUGACCUCCUCUAUCCAUUCAUGAAGAGAGUGACAUACUGGCCCCAGGCUUGGCUGGGUAUUGCCAUGACGUGGGGACUGCCUGUCUCCUGGCUGUCAUUGACCGGUAGCCUGGACUGGCUCACUGUACCCAUACUGUUUAUAGGAGGCAUCUGGCAAGUCCUAAAAGUCCUUCUAUCCCAUCAACCUGUCAGCUGGACAGUAUAUUAUGACACUAUAUAUGCAUGUGCCGACCGUGCAGACGACAUCAAAGCUGGCGUGAAAUCCACUGCUAUACUUUUCGGGAGUCAUGUGACUGAGAUUUCAACGUGCUUCGCUAUUCUGUUCAUUACUUCCCUGGUAUUGGCAGGAUUGGCAAACUCCCAGGGUCUGUUGUUUUUCCUAGUUUCUGUUGGGGGGACGGCCGGAAAUCUAUUCUGGCAAUCUCGCCAGAUCAACGUCAAUGACAAGGCUGUCUGGCGCGACAUUCUGCGAGUAAGCAAAUCCUUUUGUGUGCAACUUGCAUUUGACAGUAAUAUUUCGUGUCUCAGGCCAAUGGUCACUUGGGCUUUAUAA